This is a messenger RNA of Dujonia railenensis, 996 nucleotides long. The record is from the annotation of a GenBank genome assembly. Lineage: Eukaryota; Fungi; Ascomycota; Pichiomycetes; Serinales; Debaryomycetaceae.
AUGAACUCAAACAAUAACACCAUAUCGCUGUCAAGCUCAAACUCUUCGCUUGACUAUAUGUUUGGACACAAAAUGACAUCGAAUAACUGCUCAAUGAUAUCCACUGCAGCCACCAGUGUUGCAAUGACACCUACUGGAUCAUUUGAACUGCACAAGAUCAACACUAACUAUGCAACUGGCGAUGGGAGCUACUUUGUGAAAUCGGUGUCGAUUUCUUUACAACCCAAGACAAUAGUGAUAUUGAUCGGCUUGCCAGCAUCAGGCAAAUCAACCAUCUGCAAACAGUUGGCAUCCUACUUGAAUGGGAAUGGCUCCUUUUGUAAGAUAUACAACACCGGAGAUGUCCGUCGUCAAGAACACGAAAAAUCUUCUUCUUUCGAUAACUCAGACUACUUUGAUCCUGCAAAUAUUAGCGGGAAAUGCCAAAGGGACCACUUUGCCUUGAUGGCACUCGACACAAUGUUGCAGGAUUUGAAAUCCAAUAAGAUAAGCUGUGGGUUUUUGGAUGCUACCAACACUACAUUGGAGAGAAGGAGACUUUUGAUGUCAGUAAUCCAGAACACAUCCCUCGUGAAAAUCGAUAACGUGGUGCUAUUCGAUGUCCAAGUGGACGAUCCAAGCAUCAUAAAUUACAACAUUAACGGGAAGGCUUACAAUCCUGACUACAGGGACAAGGACUACGAGUAUUCCAUACGAGAUUUCAAGAGAAGAGCUGACAAUUAUCACAAAGCAUAUGUUCCUAUCAACCAGGAGGAGUUGGAGCAAUACAGUGGGCUCCUCGGAGAAUAUAUUUCAAUCAAAAACGCAGGAGAGGGCUACAAAUUUGUCGAUUUCAAAGACAAGAGUAGGACAACUAUAGAUGCUAAGAAUAUCAAUAGUGGCAUGGAUUCCAACCCCAGCUCUACAAUGGAAUUGAUUGAGGACUUUGUCAAGCAUUAUAAGGAAAAGCAAGGGAAGCAGUAUUUAGAGGCUGUACAAAGCUUUUAUGGGAAAUAA